GGAGUUUGUUGUAGCAGCGCGCCGUCUGUCAACCAGGAAGUCCUCAAUAAGACACAUUCACUUUCCAGGUGCAGAGGAAUGGCUCUAGGCUGGGUAUCUUUCUGCCAUGAAUAAGAGGAAGUAUUGUGUCCACAAUGUUGUAAAACCAUCUAAGACUCCUAGGACGGAUGGUAAAACACAUGUCCAGGAUGAGGAGGAUGAAGAAGUCCAGCAAGAUCACUCACUCUCUGCUUCGAGCGUGGGAGAUAUUGGCGUGAUAGAAAGUAUCACUUUGAGGAACUUUAUGAGUCACCAUUUGCUUGGACCUUUCAAAUUUGGACCAAAUGUAAACUUCAUUGUUGGGAACAAUGGAACUGGGAAAAGUGCUAUUCUGACAGCUCUUAUAGUGGGUCUUGGUGGAAAAGCAACCACAACCAACAGAGGAACAUCUUUGAAGGGCUUUGUGAAAUAUGGAGAGAGUUUUGCAGACAUUAAAGUGAAAUUAAAAAACAGAGGGAACGACCCCUAUAAAGGUGACAUUUAUGGCGACAGCAUCUGCAUUGAGCAUCGGAUCACAAGUGACGGUUGCAGAACUUGUAAAAUCAAGAAUAAAAUUGGCCAUGUCGUUUCCACAAAGAAGGAAGAGUUAACUGCUAUACUGGACCAUUUCGGCAUCCAGGUCGACAAUCCGGUUUCAGUCCUCAAUCAAGAAAUGAGCAAACAGUUCCUGCAUUCAAAAAGUGAAGCAGACAAGUACAAGUUUUUCAUGAAAGCAACUCUUCUGGAGCAAAUGAAAAGAGACUACAUUCACAUCAAGCAGACUAAAGCCUUGACACGCGAACAAGUGGAAAGACAAGAAGAGUGUCUUAAAGAUCUCAAGCAGUUGUUUUUGCAAAAGAAAGAAAGAUAUGAAUGCUUGUCGUCGCUCGACAAUAUGAGACAGACUCUGGAGGACCUGAAAAAGAAGAUGGCAUGGUGUUUGGUGAGAGAGAAUGAGAGGCACGUUGAACAACUGAUCGAACAAAUUGAAAAAGAAGAGUCUGACUGUAAACAUGAAGAAAAGCUGCAGCUCUGUCAGAACAAAGUCACGGCUGCUGAAAAGAGAUUGCAGGACAUUCAGAAGAAGCUUUGCACUCUUAGAGAAGAGCAGGAGCGUUUGGCAGAGGAGAGCUGUAAGAUGAAGGAAGAAAUUAAAGUCAAAACAAAAGCACAGAAAAAUCAGGAGGUGGUUUACUUCCGCGCUGAGAAUAAAUUGAAACAAUUAGAAAAGGAGCAAUGCCUUCUUCAGGAGCGAAUUCACAAAAUAAGUAAUGGCAGUGGCAGAAGAAGCCAUGAGACUGAGCAAGCACAGCACCUAAAAAAAAUAUCUGCCUUCAAAAAGCAGCUGGAAAAGCUUGAGAAAGAGUCCAGCGCUCUGAAUCAAGAGGUUAAGGACAAACAACUAGCUCUGCUUAAAGGAAGAGAGGAAUAUGAUAAACUGAGCAUGGAGGAAAAGAACAUCCAGGUCUCUCUGGAGUCUAAACUGAAGAGAAAAAAGCAGCUAAUGGCCAGCAGAUCCAACAGACUGAGACGGUUUGGCGAUCACAUGCCAGAAUUGUUGGAGUCCAUCGACAAAGCCUUCACUUGGGGCCGAUUCAUCAAGAAACCUGUAGGACCAAUAGGUGCAUGCAUCAGCCUAAAGGAUCCCAGUUUAGCCGUGGCUGUGGAGAGUUGCUUACGAGGUUUCUUUAAAACCUUUUGCUGUGAUAAUUACAGGGACGAAAAAGUCCUGCAAGGACUGAUGUCGUCAUACUUCCCCAAAGGCAGCAGGCCUCCGAUUAUGGUGUGUCCAUUCACAGACAGAGUUUAUAACCUGCAAAGCCGUGGAGUCCAUCAUCCUGAGUUUCCAUCUGUGCUGGACUGCCUCAAUAUCGAGAACCCGGUGAUAGCAAACUGCCUCAUUGACAUGAGGAGCAUUGAGAGCAUUCUGAUUAUCAAAGAGAAAGCUCGUGCAAGGAAAGUCAUGCAGGAGUCGAGACCCCCGAAGAAUUGCCGCGAGGCCUUCACUGCAGAUGGUGAUCAGGUCUUCAGCCAUCGCUAUUACACACCUGAACAUGAAGUACUGGUCAAAUAUCUUGGGGGAGACCCAGAGGCAGAAAUACGUCUAUUGGAGUCAGAGCUGGAGAACAGCCAGGCUCAGCUUUCACGGUUCCAGCUUCACUUGAGCUCUGUGAAGGAGGACAUUCAGUUCAUGGAGGAGAAGCUGCGUAGUGUCAUCAUGGCCUGCAAAAAGAAUCAGGAAAGUAUAAAUAAGGUUAAAGCUUCCAUCACAGAACUUGAGAACAUUGAAGAGGCACAGGCUGAAGACAUCAGCUCCCUGGAAGAAGAUGCACAAGAAAAUGAACAGAAGAUCGAAUCGGAGAGGAGAAACGUGAAAGAGGCUCAGGAUGAGUUAAAGGAACAUGAGAGAGUGCUUACAAGUAUUAAUCAGAAAUAUAAAGAUGUGAAAAAUAAAAUGGAGCAACUCUCAGAUGAGACAGAACAACUGAAGGAGGAGCAAGUUAAGGCAGAGGCUGCGUGCAGUAAACUUGAUCAAACCUUGAAGAUCUUGGAGAAGAAACUCGAGGAUCAUCAGGCUAAUAUUCAGGCCAUGAAAGAGGAGUUGUCACUCAGAGAGGAAGAAAUGCAGGAUUGUGAAGCCAAAGCCAAAGAGAUCUGUCCUGUGCGACAGCAGGUAGAUCAGAGUGCCAGAUGUAUCGAUGCCCAAAUCACACGCCUACGACAAAAAAUCAGUACGGAAGAGAGCAGCCAUGGUGACAAGGAACAAGUUAUCAGAGAGUACGCAGAGGCUCACAAUAAUUACAAAAGCAAAUCCAGCCAGCUGAGGGAUCUCAGGAAGUUUAUUGAUCGUCUCGACCACAUCAUGAUUGACCGUCAGGACCGAUACAAAUCAAUGCGACGGUCACUUUCUGUGAGGUGCAAGCUGUACUUCAGCAACUUCAUGAUGCAGCUGAACUGCAGUGGCUCUAUGAUGUUUGAUCACAUCAAUGAAUCUCUGUCCAUUUCAGUGAAACCCCCCGGUCAGGAAAAAAACGACGUCAAUGACAUGCGUUCCCUCUCGGGAGGCGAGCGCUCCUUCUCCACUGUCUGCUUCAUUCUGGCACUCUGGGAAAUUACAGAGUCGCCCUUCCGGUGCCUGGAUGAGUUUGAUGUCUACAUGGACAUGCAUAAUCGCAGCAUUUCAAUGAACAUGCUUGUGGCACUUUCAGAACGUCAGCAUGUGCGACAGUUCAUCUUCAUCACCCCUCAGUCCACCAGCCAUCUGCCUAAAAGUGCCCUUAUUACGAUCCACCAGCUUCAGGAUCCAGAGAGAGAAGCGGAGGAGGUGUGAGAUGUGCGUUAGAUGAAGCAGGCUUUCCCUUCUUACCUGCUGUGAUGUUUUGUGAGCAGUGAUGCGGGUCGAAGGGCUGCAGCAUCA
Messenger RNA from Sinocyclocheilus anshuiensis, 3436 nucleotides. RefSeq names its product structural maintenance of chromosomes 6 (gene smc6). Gene Ontology annotation, molecular function: damaged DNA binding; single-stranded DNA binding. Gene Ontology annotation, cellular component: nucleus; Smc5-Smc6 complex; site of double-strand break. Gene Ontology annotation, biological process: double-strand break repair via homologous recombination. Bases 107 to 3349 code for a protein of 1080 amino acids. Lineage: Eukaryota; Metazoa; Chordata; Actinopteri; Cypriniformes; Cyprinidae. The transcript is spliced from 28 exons. The record is from RefSeq and is a predicted model, not a curated record.